This is a messenger RNA of Episyrphus balteatus (marmalade hoverfly), 7267 nucleotides long. RefSeq lists its product as uncharacterized. Lineage: Eukaryota; Metazoa; Arthropoda; Insecta; Diptera; Syrphidae. The coding region runs from base 254 to 1828 and encodes 524 amino acids. The record is from RefSeq and is a predicted model, not a curated record. The transcript has 3 exons.
CAUUCGACAAGCCCCAAACUGUAUCCGCCGCCGUCGUGGUAUUCAGUGGUACGAAAUAGUUUCAUCACAGUUCCUUCUCGCUUCCUCUUUUGUUGCUGGUGUCGGUGUGUGUCAAAAAAACGAGGGGAGUUUUAUCGUUUUGCGUCGUUGGGAUAUUUUUGGUUAGACAAAUUGGAUUUCUGUAUCUACAGUUACACAUAGAUACAGAAAACCAAUGUUCACACGGGAGAUAAUUUAUUUGAACGAUAAAUAAAUGUCGCAUAAAAACUUAGCACCACUAGAGUUGGCCAAGUCUGCUCUCGCUCUUUUGCAAGAGGGUUCGGAUAGUGAAGAUGAAAUAUUAGCUCUAAGUUUGGUCACAUCUGCAGUUGCUCUGCAUUUGCUUAAACAACCAAAGUAUGGAACAAAAAUACGCCGCAUUGCCGUUCAAGAUGAGCUCGAUGAUGACUUCAAUAGCUAUUCUAAAAGUCCAUCGCCGGAUAGAUCAAUGACUGUACGACGACUUCCAAACAUUCGUCCGGAAAUGCGCCGUCAGAUUGUUAUGAAUUCACCGCCUGCUCCUAUUGAAGAAAAGAUUGAAGAUAGCGGUGAUGCAGAUGACGAAGACUUUAAGAUCGAACUUCAUUCGACGCCAAUGAAUGGGGAGCAGUUUAAUGACACGGAAACGAACGGCGAUGUCAAAGACGGAAUACAAGACUCUGACAAAAAACGUCGAAAACAAUGGUCCCAGUUCGAAGACGAACGAAGACGAGUACUCCUCGGUCUGAAACCCACCGAUUCACUUGACCUAUUCUGUGCCGAACCCAAAAUUACUGACUACAUGAGUCUAUUCUUGGACUUUCUCAAAUUGGACAUAAACACCUUCAACUUACUCUUAUCACUUAUCAAAAAAGAUAUCGAUCAUCAAACAACCUGCAUGCGAAUGACUGUUGCAUCUGAACAACGUUUGGCAAUAAUUUUGAGGUACCUGGCCGCCGGAGAAACUUAUAUUACCAUGGAAAGGAAUAUCAAAGUAUCAAGAUCUUUUCUCUGCGUCAACCUGCCACAGUUAUCAAAAGCACUUUGGACAAAUUUACAGGAGAAAUAUUUAAAGUUGCCAUCAUGUGAAGCUGAAUGGGCAAAUAAAGCGGAAGAAUUCGACAACCAAUGGCAUUUUCCCCUAUGUCUAGGAGUCUUGACACGACGGCACUUCAAAUUCAAGUCGCCGCGGACAGCGAACUUGCUUGCCUUGGUCGAUGCAAACAGCAAAUUUUUACAUGUUGCUAUAGAAAAGGAAGAAGAAAGUGUCUAUUUGGCCCAAGAUACAGCCCCUCCACCACAAAGUAUCGGUAACAACAGAGUGCUACCGUAUGUCUUCAUUUCGGAAAACGGCUUUGACUUAGAUGACCAUAUUCUGACCCCUUUUGUUUACACCGAUACAAUUGCUCGGCGGGAUUUUAACAACCGCUUGAAAGCUGCCGCUCAAGUUGCUGAUCACGCGUUUCGAUUACUCGUGAAACGCUUUAAGAUUCUUUCGUCGCAAUUGAGCAUAUCUCAGCCCAACUUAGAAGACGUUAUCAAGGCCUGUUGCAUCUUGCACAACUUUCUAAUCGAGCAUAAUUCGGAUUUGUAUGCAGCACAACCUGACGAGGAGUACACAGAAGCUGGACCUGAAGUUAUAGCUUUAGGUGGAGUUACGCAUUACAAUGAAAACGCCGAGGCCAUGAGAGAGGAGUUUGCAGAUUACUUUGCAAAUGAGGGAAAUGUACCUACCUUUGAUGUCAGGAUGUUGGAUGACGACAUUGGAGCAUCUUCGUCUAACGUCGUCGUAGAUGUCAUGUCACUCUGAGCACGAAGCCUUGGGUUUUCUUCUGGUCUUUGUAAACUUUCCGUUUUGUGUUCGGUGUCACCGUUUGUAUUCGAUGGAGCAUCUUCAAUCGCGUUCUAUAAUUAAAAAAAAUAAACUUUUAACGUUAAAUAAUAAAAGAAAACUUUAAAAAAUUACUUACAUCUACGGUUUUUGAGUUUGAAUUUGAAGGCGUACAAUACGGCGAACUGUUAUACCGAUUAUUACAAUAUGGUUUCAACCAUUCCAUUUUUUUGAAACACCAGAACUUUGGUUUGUAUUUUUUGCUCCGCACCAUGCAUCGCAGGUCCUUGUUAAACUGAGCGCGAAGAAUUUGAAUUUUGGUUUUCAGAUUCUCAACACUAACUUUAAGGCCCAAUUUAUCUAGUAGCACUUUGCAAAUGCUCUCAAGGCAUAGCUGUCUUUUGGAACGAUUUAAAUAGUCUGGAUGCCGUUGAUCAUAAAGAGUUUUUUUUUUCCGCAGCUCGUUAAGAAUGAUUUCGAUUGAUGGCUUUGUCCACAUGCCACUCUGUUCGUUCGAUGAUUUUUCUUUCCUCAUUUUCAAGCCGUUUUCUGUGCUGCUUGCUGUUUGCUGUACCAGAGCACAACUCGAACUGUUUGUGUGUAGCUGUAGCGUGCUCGUCGAAGUUUACAACAACGAUGAAGAGGAGAGAAGCAAAGAAGGCGGUAAAUUGCCUCAGUUUACACGAACGAAUUUUUGUUGCAUGUAUGUGUGAACUAUGUGCUGUAUUCGCUGAUGUAUCUUUUUCCCCUAUAUAAAGUGGGUGCAGGCAGACAACAAAUUUGUGCUGGCUGCUUGGUGCUGUUUGUACUUGAUGUCUGACUGCUGGUUGCCAGCUCGAGUGUACGAACGAAUUAUUUUCGGUGAGUGGUAGGUAGGUAUCUAUCUAUACUUAUAUUAUGUUUAUUGCUUAUGACAUUUUACUUUUCGAAAAUUUAUAAUGGGCAUUUAAUAUCUAUUGCUCUUGGUUGCUUUUGUUUUUUAAAUGCAUCUAUGAUGCUGAUAUUUGUGUAUAUCAUGAUUAUGGGUUUGCAGUUGCAGGGUUAAUGGACAUGUUGCUGACCUUAUGUUUUUCAGCUGAGUAAAUACUUGCAUACGUGGGUAUUUGUAUUUUUAUAAUUACACUGUGUUAGAAAUUAAAAAUCUUGUUAAUUACUUUGGAAGUGACCUAGCACUCUAGCAGAGGUUGUAGCUUGUAGGUAUUACUGAGUACAUCAAAAAUUUCAAGUUAUCGUCAAAAAACCGUAUUUCAAUUUUUUCACAUUUCAACAAUUUUUUACUCAGUCAUUUUUCGGUCAAUUUCAGAUUUUUUUACAGUUUUAAAUAGAGGAAUACUUGUUCUUUUUGAAAAUAUUUUUUUAUUUUGCUCAAGCACCAAAUUGGGUGUAGAUUUUAUGGACUGAAUCUCAAAGUACAACAUUUUUUAACCGUUUUUUUUUUUUUUAAUUCGGAGACCGUUUUAAGCUACAUUUUGUGUUUUUAAAUUUUUUUUUAUCAAAACAAUUUUUACUCAUAAAAAUUAGUUAGGAAUUGUGGAAGUUAUGAUUUUUUUAUUUCAAUUUAUUGGGACAAUCGAGGAAAUGAAAAACUAAUUUCUUUGAUUUGUUAUGGUCUUAAAUUUUAAGAAAAUAUGUUAUUUUUUGAAACUACGUUUGAAAAAUUUUGAUAUCGUUUUUGGUUGCUCAGAUAUAAAUUUUAAAUGUUGUUCAUUUUUUCUUGACCAUGAUAAAACAAGCUCACAAAAAAAAAGUGCCAAUACUUUUAACCGGACCCGUCUAUCUUUAUGUAUUUUGGCGUGUUGUCAGUUUUGCCCAAAAACCCUCAAAAUUUUGAGGAAAUUGCAAAAAAUCAUGAAAAUUUGGGUUUUUUGCAAUAAAUUGAAAUUUCUUUCUCGAGUAAAAAAAUCAUAACUUCCACAAUUCCUAACUAAUUUUUAUGGAUAAAAACUUUUAUGGUUCAGCAUGAAUAGAACAGUAAAACUGUUCAUAAAAAAAAUUUUUAAAACAAAAAAAAAACAAAAUGUAGCUUAAAACGGUCUCCGAAUUAAAAAAAAAAAAAAACGGUUAAAAAAUGUUGUACUUUGAGAUUCAGUCCAUAAAAUCUACACCCAAUUUUUUGCUUGAGCAAAAUAAUAUUUUCAAAAAGAACAAGUUUAAAACUAUACACAAAUCUGAAAUUGACUUAAAAUUUUGAGGGUCUAUGAAAAAUUUCAAGUGCCCAGAUAUGAUGUACUCAGUAAUACCUACAACCUCUGCUAGAGUGCUAGGUCACUUCUAAAGUAAUUAACAUGAUUUUUAUUUUGUAACACAGUGUUAUUAUACCUAGAAGUUUAUGGUAGGUAGGAAUGUUUUUCAGUGAUAUUAUUUUCGGGCAGGUAGGUAAGUACAAAUUAGGUAGGUAGGUAGGUAUAAUGCUAUAUUUUUCUUAAAUAUCUAGGUGUUAUUAAUAGUUGGAGGUGAUAACAAGGAAAUAUUACAAAAGAAGUUAUUAGUUAUUUAUAAAAAGUUAACAGUGGCCUGAUUAUGGAAUACGAAGUCGAUCGUUUAAGAUUCGAUGUCCCCCUUUCGAUUCGCCGCGAAUCGCUCAAUUAUGGAAUUCGAAGCGAAUAUUUCCAAUAUUCCAGUCUGUCUAAACACGUAUACUUUUUUUCUUUAAGCCUGGUACGCUGCUCGCGCUAAAUUUUAGCCAAGAUAAAAUUUCCAUUAAAGUUAUCGAUAAUUUGUUGGGACUCAUUUUAGCCCAGCUAAAAUUUUUCGAUAAUUUGUAUGGGAGCUAAAAUUUAGCGCGAACAGCGUACCAGGCUUUAGCUCGGAACAAACAAACAGUUUAUGAAAAACAGCAACAAAAAUUUCUUUCUAAAUAAAACAAAUACUUCACAUUCGCCUCCUUAAACGAUCGACUUCGUAUUCCAUAAUUAGGCCACAAGGCCCGGAUUUUAAUGCACUAAAAAAUAAAAAAAAUACGCCUAAAAUUUGCGCUUAAAAUAACUUUUCGUGGGACCUAUUCUGGUUGUGUGAAUAAGUGAAUCGAAAAUAUAUUCACUUUUUCACUCUUAAAACCGAUUCUCGUUCUCUAAAAAAAUAUAUAAAACUGUACCGAAUUUGAGCGUAUUGCGAUAGAAAUUGCAAAAUGUUUUGACGUCGAUAGCAAAUUCAUUGGCUGCUUUUAUUCACGAAAAGAGAAUCACCACAUGAAUAGUAAAAGUGAAAACAAUGUGAAAACUAUUUGUUCGUUUCACUUAUUCACAGAACCAGAAUAGUCCCCUAGAAGUUUUUAAAAUGAAAACCGACACUUUGGCGAUUUGGUCUCAAAAUUUUUUUGUAUAUAUAAAAAAAAAAGCAUUUAUUGUGAAAAUAUGCUCGAUGAGUACGGUGACCAUAUUUCUACGGGCAAAACCCGGGACAGGUAAAAAAUUCGUUGGAUUGUUUUGAAAACAUUGGUUUUUCAAAAAAAAAAAAAACAAAUUAUAAAAUCAUAAUUUUUCCUAAUUUUGAUAUCAAGAUUUCUUAAACUAUUUUAUGUAAACAUUUUCGUUAAGGCUUGGCCACACCGGAGGGUACGCGGUAUAGCGGUAACGAUAUUUGUACUAAAAAAAUUCCAAACCUGAACGUUGAUGUGUCAGUUUGGAAUUUUUUUCAUACAAGUACCCUCACCGCUACCCGUACCGCUACCGCAUACCCUCCAGUGUGGCCAAGCCUUUAAAUUCAUUUUAGUCGUUUACGAGGAAGUCAGAAAUCAAGAAAACGGGUUUAUAAUAGGUACUGUUAAUAACUUCUUAAAGAAUAUUUGUUUAAUCAAAAUAGUGAAGCUGUUUUUAACAUUUUAAUUUAAUUUUACUUAAAUGACUUUCAACGACAAAAUAUGAUAAGCUCAUUAAAUUCUGACCUUGACAGCAUUGUUCAAUGGGGAAUAAGAAAUCGUGUAGAAUUUAAUGCAUCAAAAACACAAUGUUGCUUACUAUCAUUAAAACGGAACCUUCCACCCAUGCCACUAUCAAUGAGUGGCACUUGCAUCGAGGAAACUGAGAAACUUUCCAUUCUCGGUAUGAGUGUAACAAACCACCUUCUGUGGAACGAACACAUAUUCGAUGUCGCCAAAAACGCUGCGAAAUGUUUAGGUUUUCUCCGAAGAUGCAAGAAAUUCUUCUCAUCUUCUGAUCUAGCUGUAAUCUAUAAAGCUUACAUUCGACCAAAACUUGAAUACAAUUGUCACAUCUGGGCAGGUGCUCCGAUAACGUAUUUGAGUUUCUUGGACAGAAUACAAAAACGUGCUUUCAAAAUGAUAGAUGAUAGAUCGAUAACUGAGACAAUUGCGUCCCUAGACCACCGACGUAAUGUGUCAUGUCUCUCCUUGUUUUAUCGCUAUUUUUAUAAACAAUGUUCAGAUGAAAUAGCUAGUUGCAUUCCUCCCCUGAAAAAAUUUAACCGUAAUACUCGCGCUUCUAGGAAUGCUCAUCAGUUUACCCUUGAGCCCAACUUCGGACGUACCGUCAAAUACAGAGAUUCUUUCUUUAGCCGCACCACACGAAUGUGGAAUAUAUUACCCGCCUCUGUUUUUCCCUGCCAUUUUAAUGUCCAGAGCUUUAAAACUAAUGUGCAUCGGUUGCUCCUUUUAAAUCCCUCCCUAUUUUCCUGAAGCUCGCACUGUGUUUAACAUAUUAAGGGUAUUUAACUCCCUUUAGUGCGCGUUAAUUAUAAAAAAAAAAAAAAAAAAAAAAAAAAAAAAUCCAAUUCAACAUUUAAAUAUGUCCUUAAAACUCUUGAAACUAAGCCGAUUUUUUCCCCUUUCAUAUCGUCGGUCCAAAGGAAAAACUCACUAAUUACAUAAGAUUUCUAUAGCAGUUAGUGAGUUUUUUCUUUGAGCAGACGAUGUUGUUCACUUUUUCUGAUGUAGCUUUUCAACCUGACAAACACCAGCUAAAACUAAAUAAUUGACGAAAAAGUUAAAAAAAACUAAUGCUUUUAUACGAAAAAUUAAAAAACUUUUAUUUACCAACCACUGUUUUCUUGUUUUCCGUACAAAGUAUUUAAAAUUUUGGAUACAAAAAUCAGAAAAUGUAGAAAUACGGGACAAUCACGGGACAAAUUACAAAAUACGGGACACUUAUACGUCUCGGGUUUCUUAAAUAAAAACCCGGGACAAGCUAUAGAAAUACGGGACAGUCCCGGGCAAACCGCGACGGAUGGUCACCGUAUCAAUAAGCCAAAAUAUGCAUUUACUCCGUGUGUGAAUUGCGUUAAAUAGUUAACCCCGUGUAAAAUUUUUGAGGUGAAUAAAAAAAUUUCAGCUGUCCUGUAUGGCUUAUUGUUUAACAUUUAUCUCUGCCCCUUUUCUGCCAUGAUACUCCUCUUUUAUAAAAAAAAAAAAAACAAAUCAAAACCAUCUGCAAAAAAAUUUAACCUAAAUUUAACCAGGUCCCA